Molecule: messenger RNA, 2264 nt
Organism: Hordeum vulgare subsp. vulgare (domesticated barley)
Lineage: Eukaryota; Viridiplantae; Streptophyta; Magnoliopsida; Poales; Poaceae
Product: calcium-dependent protein kinase 24
Exons: 9
Coding region: 376-1926 (516 amino acids)
Biological process (GO): intracellular signal transduction; peptidyl-serine phosphorylation; protein autophosphorylation
Cellular component (GO): nucleus; cytoplasm
Molecular function (GO): ATP binding; calcium/calmodulin-dependent protein kinase activity; calcium-dependent protein serine/threonine kinase activity
Source: RefSeq, a predicted model, not a curated record
CCUUCCCCCAUUCCCCCUCUUCACCAACCCCUUUUACCAUUUCCAACCCCAAAAGAAAAACCAAGAGAUUACCGUCGUCCUGGUCGUCGUCGUCGUCGUCGUCAUCAUCCCAUCCCCUCCCCCCUACCCCAGAGAACUCGUAUAAAAAAUGGGCGAGCCACCAAGAUCCUGUCCUUUUGUGCGACCCGACUCCUCCAACUUGCAGUAGCUCCACGCAGGAUAAAGAGGGUUGGAAAGCCCAAGAAUCUGCAGAGCCCCACUCCGAGAUCCCGAGCUUUCUGCGUUUUCCUCCGUCGCAAUCCGCAGGAAUCCCCAUCGGAGGUUUCGCGGCCUCCGUGCCGUUCUUGAUCCAGGGCGCGCGCCAAGGACUCGCCAAUGCAGCCGGACGCGAGCGGCAACGCUGCCGGCGGCGGCGGCGCGAAUCCGAGGCCGAAGCUGCCGCCGCCGGUGGCCGCCGCGCCCGCGCCAUCCGGCCGGCCGGCGUCCGUGCUGCCGCACAAGACGGCCAACGUGCGGGACCACUACCGCAUCGGGAAGAAGCUGGGGCAGGGGCAGUUCGGCACCACCUACCUGUGCGUGGCCAAGGAGGACGGCGGCGAGUUCGCGUGCAAGUCCAUCCCCAAGCGCAAGCUGCUGUGCCGCGAGGACUACGAGGACGUCUGGCGCGAGAUCCAGAUCAUGCACCACCUCUCCGAGCACCCCAACGUCGUCCGCAUCCGUGGCGCCUACGAGGACGCGCUCUUCGUGCACAUUGUCAUGGAGCUCUGCGCGGGCGGUGAGCUCUUCGACCGCAUCGUGGCCAAGGGGCACUACACCGAGCGUGCCGCAGCGCAGCUCAUCAGGACCAUAGUUGGGGUCGUGGAGGCAUGCCACUCGCUCGGCGUCAUGCACCGGGACCUCAAGCCGGAGAAUUUCCUGUUUGCCAGCACUGCCGAGGACGCCCCGCUCAAGACCACCGAUUUUGGGCUAUCCAUGUUCUACAAGCCUGGUGACAAAUUCUCUGAUGUUGUUGGGAGCCCCUACUAUGUUGCACCUGAAGUGCUUCAGAAAUGCUAUGGUCCAGAAGCUGAUGUCUGGAGUGCUGGGGUGAUUCUGUACAUUUUGCUAUGUGGUGUCCCCCCUUUCUGGGCAGAAACUGAAGCAGGAAUCUUCAGACAGAUCCUUCGAGGCAAACUUGAUUUUGAGUCUGAGCCCUGGCCUAGUAUCUCUGACAGCGCUAAAGAUCUAGUCCGUACUAUGCUUUGCAGGGAUCCUACAAAGCGGCUCUCUGCUCAUGAGGUUCUCUGUCACCCAUGGAUUGUUGAUGAUGCUGUGGCGCCUGAUAAGCCUAUUGAUUCUGCUGUUUUAUCAAGGCUGAAGCAUUUUUCUGCAAUGAACAAGCUCAAGAAGAUGGCAUUGAGGGUUAUUGCUGAAAGCCUGUCUGAGGAAGAGAUUGGAGGUCUAAGGGAGCUGUUCAAAAUGAUUGAUGCUGACAAUAGUGGAACUAUAACAUUUGAUGAGCUGAAAGAUGGCUUGAAAAGGGUGGGCUCAGAACUAACUGAACAUGAAAUCCAGGCUUUAAUGGAUGCGGCGGACAUCGACAACAGCGGAACGAUUGAUUAUGGUGAAUUCAUCGCAGCUACAUUGCACAUGAACAAACUAGAGAGGGAGGAGAACUUGGUGUCAGCAUUCUCGUUUUUUGACAAGGAUGGAAGUGGAUUCAUCACCAUCGAUGAGCUAUCACAUGCAUGCCGGGAAUUUGGUCUGGAUGACGUUCACCUUGAGGAUAUGAUCAAAGAUGUCGAUCAGAACAAUGACGGGCAAAUCGAUUACAGUGAGUUCACAGCGAUGAUGAGGAAGGGCAAUGCCGGCGCAACAGGGAGGCGGACCAUGAGGAACAGCUUGAAUCUGAAUCUCGGCGACAUCUUGAAUCCCAGCAACAGCUAAGUUGGCAUGGGGAGGAGAAAUGCCAUACCUGGUGGAUGCCAGUUUGUGAAAGUUUUUGCAUGCCUGAUCAGCUGGACUACUAAUCUAAGAGGGGAAGGGAGAUAGAUGGAGUCUCCUAGUAGUACUCAGUAGCUAGAGGGAGGAAAUGGCGCACUCCUUUGGUUGUAACCGAAUCUUAGACGCUGGAUGGAGGUCACAAUGCGAUGAACUGCAUGUGUAUUCAUGUGGUUGCAGGUUGUUGAACGCUGUUGGUAGCCGGGGAUUACAUCCGUAGCACCUCAACUUGCUCCACUUCUGUUUACUGUCAACUGUUGGUGGUUUAAAGAAUUUUCAGAUGA